Molecule: messenger RNA, 369 nt
Organism: Colletotrichum phormii
Lineage: Eukaryota; Fungi; Ascomycota; Sordariomycetes; Glomerellales; Glomerellaceae
Exons: 2
Coding region: 1-369 (122 amino acids)
Source: RefSeq, a predicted model, not a curated record
AUGGCUGAUCAAAACCUUCCCGAGAUGUCGCCUUCCGACGUGAACUUCAUGUGUCACGUCUUCAUGCACAUGACCGAAAAGCCCGUCAUCGAUUGGGACAGCUUCGCGGAGGCCGCUGGCUUCAAGAGUGCGGGUACCCGCUGGGGACAGAUCAAGCGCAAGUUCACCCCGGGUGACCAGGCCACCCCCAAGAAGAAGAAGACCGCCCGGGCUUCUGUCAGCACUCCCGCUUCUGAUUCCAAGGUCAAGAAGCCUACUGGACGCGUUGGUGCCAAGGGAAAGAAGACUGCCAAGGACGAUCAGGAAGAGGAUGAGGCCGAUGACGACAAGGCUAUCAUCAAGGCCGAGGAAGAGCCUCUCGACAUCUAA